This is a messenger RNA of Amoebophrya sp. A120, 2668 nucleotides long. NCBI's taxonomy places the organism in Eukaryota, Dinophyceae, Syndiniales, Amoebophryaceae. The record is from the annotation of a GenBank genome assembly.
UUUGUGGACAAGAUUUUUCGUCUCUGUCUCCGACCAAGUAUACCGUCUCAACGCGAUGGCUUUACUCUUUACGCACACAUACUAGAACGAGCACGAGCAAAAAAAAAUGGCGCAGGAGUUUAGCAUAUCCUCCCCGCGGGACUCGAAAGAGUCCAGCAGUAGCGAACCUUUCUUAUCCAAUGGGGAGAUUGGCGGAGAGCACGAGGGACAGAGAGCCAAGCGGACAAGUUACAGCUUCCGAAAGCACAUGUUUGCGCACGCAAACACGUUACUGAAGCGGAACCACACUCGUCAGACUCUAGAAGACUUCGCGAGCCUGAUGCAAAAAGUGGCGGACAUGGAAGACCGGUACGCAAAAGAAUUGAGCACUCUCGUUGCAAAUUCCAGGACCAAGACCGGAACAACGCCAACGACCGACCAAGGUGGAGCUGUAUCUUUGUCCUCAACAGCCGGUGGCACUAGCACAACGGAAAUGUCGUCUCCACCUAACGCUGGCAUCAGCUCGAUAGAGGAAGCCUACGACGCCAUACGCUCGCUGCUCGCGAACCGUGCGGACCAGGGGACGGCGCUCGCGGAUCAGAUCCGCACGGACGUCGGGCUGAUGCUGCAGAGCAUGCUGCAGCAGCAUCACAUUGUGCAUCAAAACAUGUCGGUCGACGCAGCCAGAGUUACAAAGUUACGCAUAGCAAAGCACCACAAUUACGACAUUCUGCGCGAAAAGUUUAAGGAGACCAGCAGGAACGCGGAAAAAUUGUUUCUGAAACACAGGCAAAGUCUGAAUCAUUCUGGUUUGGGGAACUACUUCUCCGCAUCCACGUCGGGGAGCCCCCCUCCACUUUUCACUGCAGCACCUUCGCCCGACGACACCGACAGCGAUGCGCAGGCGGCGAAGCGAAACGCCCAGCAGAGCAGUUUGUUCGACGCGAUAAAGCGUGCCUUCAUUUUCGAAGACGAGUUCAAGCGUGUGGCCGUCGAAGCUUCGCAGGCAGAGGACAUGUACUUUCUGCAGAUGAACGCUAUCUUGGACGCGCUGCAGGACAUGGAAGAGAAAAAGCUGCAGUGCUUCCGCGAUGCCAGCAUGAAGCUCAUGGUGUAUGAGACCAGCUACGUGCGGAAUCUGCAGUAUGAUAUCGAAACGAUAUUCAAGUGCUGCGAAGACGUGAACCCGGCCGGCGAUCUGCAAAAGUUCAUAAAAGACCAGCACGACAGGGAGAAAAACAACAAUAUUAAAACUGGCCAGACCCUCCACCCGUCAUCACCGUCGAGCGCGCCCAGCGCAACAGUAAAUCCUGGCGCAUACCUGGCCGCGACAAAGCGGGACUUCAGGUUUGUUCCUUAUCGCGCGCUGGUGCAAGAUCAAGACAGCCUUUCCGGACUUCUUGCGACCAGCGAUAUUGUUGCUUCCACGUCUCCGCAGAACGCGACCCAUGACGAGGCUGCCAAGAAAGACACGAAAAACGCGCAGCUGCUUGCGGCCUGCUUUGAGAUGUUGUUCUCCACCCGAGAUGACACAUCAAUAAAUGCGGCCUCGCCGAAAACGAAAAGCAGUUUCGAUUCGGAGAAGUUUUCUAUGUUGCAGGCUGCCAUGCGGAAUAGCGCGGGUCUUCGUCGAGCAUUUUUCGGAAUGCUGCGGGAGGAGAUUUUGCUGCAGGAAAAGAUGCCUUGCUGGUCAGUCGCAGAUCUAGAAGAAGAAGGAGACGCUAAGCAACAAAGUCCCGGCGCUCUGGAUUACGGGGCUUUUGCGACGCACGAUCCCGGACUGCCUGAUGUCCUGUCGCAGCCUGCGACAUCAGAUCUCGCGAGAUCGCCAACCAGUACUGGUGCUGUUGCGACAAAAGAAGUUCCGAAAACCCCAUCGGAGUUCCUGAUCACAAUCUUUCAGCAGGCCACCGACCAGAUUGACGCAGCAAAAACAAUAGACACGGCGCUCGCGGUUAAUGUCGUCAACCUUUCUCGCCACAUCGACGUCUUUGUCCCCGUGCUGGAAGGCAGAAUAGAGACGAAGAGGAGGAGAACCCGGGUGCAAGAAGCGAUAUUCCACGCGCCGUUGUGGAGCAAAGAGGCAUUUUGGGAAGAGAUGGCCGCGAUGGUGAUCAGCGACGCAUGGCAAAAGUACGCGAGAGCAGUGUGGUUUGCGAAAAGACACGCUGAGGAGAAAAAUACUGCAUCAAACAACGGCUUAUUUGUGUCGUUGAAAGCUGUUUCUACGCCUGCGGACGACACGGACACUGUGCAAGAGAGAAGUGCUGAAGACCCGUGGGAGAGCUGCCCAGCGAUUCUCGAAGAUGUGGUAUACAUUCAUAGGGCAUUUUUUGAUAACGGAAAUUCCUUUCGAAAAAAUAUUUGAAUUGCAUGCGUUUAGAAGAAUAAUCGAGAUUCAGCAAGUCCCUUCUUUGAGGUGGUAUUCUCCAAGAGCAGAACUGUGAUCUUGAUGCAAACACAGGUUACUCUCGCGCUCCAAAUGGAGUCUUUCGGCGUAGAGCAGGAAGACGUGGUUCGCGUGAUUCUAAAAACUGCCGCACAGCAUUACGAUCACCUCGCGGCUCCGGUGCUGGACCGGUUUCUUGCGCUACUCACACACCGAAUUCGAAAGACCACGGUCACAAUAGCGAUAUAGCUUUGUACAGAGAAUAAAGCACAACAACCAAGACGAAAACGCGGCACAUUG